This is a messenger RNA of Cladophialophora immunda, 1092 nucleotides long. RefSeq lists its product as uncharacterized. The coding region runs from base 1 to 1092 and encodes 363 amino acids. Gene Ontology annotation, molecular function: hydrolase activity, hydrolyzing O-glycosyl compounds. The transcript has 2 exons. The record is from RefSeq and is a predicted model, not a curated record. Gene Ontology annotation, biological process: glucan catabolic process. NCBI's taxonomy places the organism in Eukaryota, Fungi, Ascomycota, Eurotiomycetes, Chaetothyriales, Herpotrichiellaceae.
AUGGCGCGGAUUCCACUCCUCAUGCUGCUGGUCAGCACCGUUCUGCAACCUGCAGUGGCCGUGUACCAAUUGAUCCAAGACUACUCCGGCGACGCCUUCUGGCAAGGCUUCGACUUCUUCACCGACCCGGAUCCAACCGAUGGCCUCGUACAAUUCCAAUCUCUGGAGCAGGCAAAUGCAACAGGCAUAGCAGGAUUUAUAGAAGGAGGAAAUGCAUCUUUCGCCAUCUACAUGGGUGUGGACACUGAAAAUGUCGCUCCGCAGGGUCGAGCCAGUGUACGCGUCUCAUCGUCACAAUCUUUCCAACAUGCUUUGGUCAUUGCCGAUAUUGUUCACAUGCCCGGGGGCGUCUGUGGUAGCUGGCCUGCGUUUUGGAUGGUAGGCGCAAACUGGCCGAACAACGGAGAAAUCGACAUCGUCGAGGGAGUCAAUGAUCAACCGACCAACUCCAUGACAUUGCAUACCGGACAAGGCGCAGUGGUCAGCAACGGCACCGACUUCUCGGGUGAACUGAUUACAUCGAACUGCGACGUCAACGCCCCCGACCAACCGAUGAACGCAGGUUGUUCAAUCGGCGACAUGUCCAAUUUGACCUUUGGGCCUGAAUUCAAUCAGGCCGGGGGAGGUGUGUUUGCAACUGAGUGGACGGCAGAUUUCAUCAAAAUAUGGUUCUUCCCGCGAGGCACCUUUCCCGAUGACAUUGUCAGCAGUAAUCCAGCCCCGUCUGAAAACUGGGGUACCCCAAACUCGCUGUUCCAAGGAUCAUUCAAUCUCGACGAUCAUUUCAACAAUCUCCAGAUCGUGUUCGACACGACCUUCUGCGGUCAGUGGGCUGGUGCCGUCUGGAACACAUCUUCCUGCGCAUCUCUGGCACCCACCUGCGAAGAAUAUGUGGCGAACAAUCCCGCGGACUUUGCCGAUGCUUACUGGGCCAUCAAUACCUUGCAGGUCUUCCAAGAUGAUGGUCUGGGGGGCAGCAACGCAACGGCAAAUCCGGUGCAGGCAAAACGCGGGGCUGCGGGAACGGAGUAUGGGCGCCUUCCAAAGCUUCGACGGAGAUCUGGGAAAAGAGUCCUCCCAAUCUAUUCGUGA